Gekko japonicus is the source of this 883-nucleotide messenger RNA. Its product is annotated as rho GTPase-activating protein 20-like. The transcript has 8 exons. NCBI's taxonomy places the organism in Eukaryota, Metazoa, Chordata, Lepidosauria, Squamata, Gekkonidae. The record is from RefSeq and is a predicted model, not a curated record. Bases 62 to 739 code for a protein of 225 amino acids. Gene Ontology annotation, molecular function: GTPase activator activity.
GUUCACCGCUUGGCUUUCUGAUAUGGGGAAAAGAAACAUCUUAAUUGCUUUGUGAGAGAAGAUGAAACCGAUCGUGCAAAGGCGAAGAUCCACCUCAGCCAUCAGCAAAGCUCUCAGCAAGACCAAGUCGAGCAGGGAAAUUAUUUUUCCCUUCUCCCAUCCUGACAAUGGCUUACCAGUUGGGGCCUUUGGGAGCCCAAACUCCACAUUCCUCCUGGACGAACGCGUGCACCUGACUGUGGGCCUGCAGACUCAAGAGCGCCACUUGUUCCUCUUCAGCGACAGACUAAUUGUGGCCAAGUCAAAGUCUUCCUCCAGCUUGAAAAUGAAGAAGCAAGUGCGGCUGAGCGAGGUGUGGGUAGGAUCCUGCCUCAGUGAAGUGUCGGAGAAAAAGAUAAGUCCUGAGAACUCUUUUGUUCUCGGCUGGCCCACGAGCAACUUCAUUGUCACUUACAGCUCUCCUGAAGUGAAAGAAAGAUGGCUGUCAACGCUGCAGUGGCACAGUAAUGAAAUGAAGCAGAAUGAAUGUCCCAAAAGUUUAUUCAUGCAGAUUCUGUUGAUGGAUGGCAACAAUAGCUCCUCUAACACCACAAUAAGCAUAUCCAACACAGAGACCGCAGACGACAUCAUCAAGAAGACGACACAAAACCUGGGGCUUCUGGGCCGACCAAGCGACUAUCACCUCUGGGUAAUACCAGGGAGCGGUGAUCCUGCAUACCCACUUGUUGGUAAGGACUAGUGUUGGCAAGCAAGAGUAGAGGCACCUGCUGAAGUGACUGGGACUGAGCCAUUCAUUUCCGGGGGAUAAAAGUGUCAUUCCUUUUAUCAUCCAAAGCUGGUCUUCUGAGAGAGGUCUGAACUAUUACCACAUCCCAGAAUUCAA